ACUCCUCUUCUCAAAUCAAAAACCCCUCUUCUCAAAACCCUAGAUCAAUCAAGGGUUUUGUUUUUCUUGGUGGUUAGGGCUUGGUUGCAGUAACUAUAGGGUUUUUUUUUUUUUUUUUUUGUUUCUGAUUUUUAAUUUUUUACUUGGAUUUCGGAGGAGCUGUUUUUGUUUUCAGAGUGAGGAUGCUUAGGGGUUGUUUAGGAGUGAUGCUGUUCCUCCUUUAACGCUGUUUUUGCUCUAGCUUCGGUGGUUCUGCUUUUUUGAUUCUUGGAUUUUCCUCAUUGGGUCAAAAACCCCUGCAAAACCCUCUUCUAAAGCACCAUUGUGUUUGUUAUUGAGUAUCUAGGGUUGAAAGGGGACUUCUUGCAAUUUCCUUUUAAGCAGAGAUUAGAGAUUUUCACAUUUGAAGAAAAUCUUUGUAGAACCCUUUCUCAAAAUAUCCUUUUCUGUUUGUUCCAUACCGCAAUUUUUGAAUCUGAUCAGCAUUGGGGGUUUUUAAAGGAGCAAUCUUUAGCUGCCAAGAAAAAGUCUCAUCUUUUGCCAGUCUUCUUUUUUUUAGCUUAUUCAAACCUGCGAGUAAUUUCUCAUAUUAAAUGCAUGGAUGGGAGAGAAGCUAUGGCAUUAACUGGUGGGUCAACUCCAUAUUACAUUCAUAGAGCGGGAGUUGGUGGGGACGGUUCUGCAUCUGCAACCCACUCUGGUGCUGCAUCAUAUCAUGGCGCACCUCCCUUCAGGUCCAUAACCAAUCCGCAGGCUCACGCUAAUGUUGGAUCACCAUUUUCAUUAGAAGCUAAAACUGCCAGUUUUCCUCAUGACACUAGCAUGGGUGUCCCCUCUGGCGUGCCAUCCAGUGAGCCAGUAAAGAAGAAGAGAGGGAGGCCCCGAAAAUAUGCUCCCGAUGGCCAGGUGCCCUUGGGGCUUUUACCUAUGCCGACCAAGUAUAAGCCUUCGUCAGAGUCGGAUACGUCGGGACAAAAACGUAGCAGAGGGAGGCCUCCUGGGUCUGGAAGGAAGCAGCAACUAGCACUUCUCGGUGAAUGGAUGAAUGAUUCAGCUGGCCAGGCUUUUGCUCCCCAUGUGAUCUCUGUUGGAGCUGGAGAAGAUAUUGUAGCAAAAAUGUUGUCAUUUGCACAACAGAGACCAAGGGCUGUCUGCAUAUUGUCAGGCAGUGGUGGAGUUUCUUCAGUAACACUACGUCAGCCUGGAUCGACUACACCUAGUGUCACAUACCAGGGUCAUUUUGAGAUAUUAUGCAUGUCGGGUUCUUAUCUGGUGGCUGAGGAUGGUGGGCCCCGUAGUCGAACUGGGGGGAUAAGUGUCUCUCUUUCUACUCCUGAUGGUCACGUUAUGGGUGGUGGAGUUGCAACACUGAUUGCUGCAAGUCCAGUUCAGCUGGUGGUAUGCAGUUUCGUCUAUGGAGGAUCUAAAUCCAAGAAUAAGCAACUAGCUAGCCCCAAAGACAACAAGGAUUCUCCACUGCAAUCCAAUAAUAAAACAGCUACUCCAAGUAGUGCACCUCCGACCCAAAAUUACUCUCCAGCUGGAGGAAUGAUUGCUUGGCCUGGUUCACAGUCAGUUGAUCUGAGAAAUCCCCACACUGAUAUUGACUUGACACAAGGAUGAUCGUUUGGUGCAACCGAAACAUGGCAUCUUUGUACAAAUUUGUUGUUGUACAUGUACCUUGGCAACUAUGGAAAAUGGAAAUUCAAAUCCUUCCUGUCUGCUUGAUGCGACCAGAAGGGCUCGUUCUAACGUAGUGUGUAACCAUGACCAUGAGGUUAACAGAAUUGAAGUUCCCCUAUUAUUUAAUGUUAGAGAUAUGUUAAUCCGUUGCUAGCACGGAAUAUCAGCCAUUAUUUUGACUUUAAUUUAAGAUGGUCUUGCAAUCAAUUUCCUAAAUUUUCAUUGAAAUCAUUAGCUUUGUGAGUCAUAAAGCUAUGAAAUUCUA
Rubroshorea leprosula is the source of this 1948-nucleotide messenger RNA. Lineage: Eukaryota; Viridiplantae; Streptophyta; Magnoliopsida; Malvales; Dipterocarpaceae. The record is from the annotation of a GenBank genome assembly.